AUGGCAGAACCUCAAGUAUCGCUUCCAGACGUUGAGCAGAUUAGUGACCGAGUGAUUAGAGUUCUUGGGGGUAACCCUAGCAAGUUCACGCUGCAAGGCACAAACACGUACAUAGUCGGUCGCGGCGCAUCACGACUGCUCAUUGAUACUGGUGAAGGCAAGCCGCAAUGGAUAGCCUCGAUCAAACAUCUCCUUUCACAGAGAAGCAUUACAAUUGACAAAGUUCUCUUGACGCACUGGCAUCACGAUCAUAUCGAAGGCGUCCCUGAUAUCCUCGAGCACUCUCCAAACACGACAGUCUACAAGAAUGACCCACACGAUGGCUGGCUACCCAUAAGCGACGGGCAGAAGUUUGAGACAGAAGGCGCGACCCUGCGCGCUUUCUUCUGUCCGGGGCAUACCACAGAUCACAUGGCAUUUGUGUUGGAGGAAGAAGACGCCAUGUUCACAGCGGACAAUGUAUUAGGACAGGGCACGGCGGUAUUCGAAGAUUUAUCAGCGUACAUGAAGAGCCUCGACGCCAUGUCGAGACAGUUCAGGGGUCGUGCAUAUCCUGGCCAUGGGCCUGUCAUCGAAGAUGGCCCAUCAAAGAUCACCGAAUAUAUCAAGCAUCGCAAGCAGCGUGAGAAACAGGUGCUAGACGUGCUAGCAGAGGACAACGGAGCUGGGAUGACUUCGAUGGACAUUGUGAAAGUGAUAUACAAGGACUAUCCAGAGAGUCUAUGGGAACCUGCAGAGAGGGGAAUACGACAGAUCCUUGAUAAGCUGAAGCUGGAAGGCAAGGUGGGCGGAGAUAUGUUGUGGGCCCUUAGUGGGAAAAGUAGCCUUUAG
Molecule: messenger RNA, 831 nt
Organism: Alternaria burnsii
Lineage: Eukaryota; Fungi; Ascomycota; Dothideomycetes; Pleosporales; Pleosporaceae
Exons: 3
Coding region: 1-831 (276 amino acids)
Biological process (GO): secondary metabolite biosynthetic process
Source: RefSeq, a predicted model, not a curated record